AUGUGGAGGCGCUUGAGCCAAAUCGUGGUCAAGGUUCGCCGACGACAUGGCUUCGAUUGUUCCGGGUCCGCGUCUUCGGGUUUCCCAACGGCGGCAGGUGCACAAUCCAAGUCCGACAAGACAACAACCGCAACGAUGCCGUCGCUGUCGGAGAAAGACCAGCUGGCAUGGGCUUCAGUACCCUGGACGUCUGUGGUAGACGAAGAAAGCGGCAAGGUCCUCGGCUGGCGCAAAUCACAAGUCCCCUACAUUCCUGGGGGCGUCGAUAACAGUGGUUUGUCACUCCAGACGCUUGAUGUUUGGCUUCCCGCUUCGGGCACCCCUGGAUAUGCAACCCCGCAGGCUCCUGAUGCCCUUUCCCUCCCUUCUCAGUCAGGACACUGGAUCGUCUACAUCCAUGGCGGAGCCUGGCGCGACCCCAUGAUUGACGCCUCGUCGUUCUCCCCCACAGCUAUCAAUCUCCUUCAAGCAGCCGCCAGUUCCUUUUCCAAGGGCUCGGUUCCCAUCGCCGGUGUGGCAUCCCUCAACUACCGGCUCUCUCCCCACCCCAACCACCCUACCAAAGGGCGAGACCCGAAUCGAGAGGCCAGACACCCAGAUCACAUCAGCGACGUCCUAGGUGGCCUGGCAUUCCUCCAGCGUUUGGGUGGUGCAACUGGGUCAUGGUUGUUAUCCGGUCAUAGCUGUGGAGCAACCCUCGCAUUCCAAGCAGUCAUGGCCCCCUCGCGAUGGGGCCUCGACACUGCCAUCGUGAAGCCCACCGUUAUCGUUGGUCUGAACGGGCUGUACGACUUGGCUGGCUUCAUCACCAUGCCACCGCCCGAAUAUGCUGGCCUGAGAGAUGCGUAUGACGAGUUUACUCGUGGCGCCUUUGGAGACGACGAGACCGUCUGGAAAGAUGCCUGCCCUGCCACGGCAGACGAUUGGACAAGCGAAUGGCAAGAAGGGAAACAAGUCGUUCUGGCCCAGAGUCGUGAGGACAGCCUGGUGCCGUACGACCAACUCGAAAAGAUGGGGGCCUACCUGAGCAAAUCAUCGUCUUUGAAUAUUCGGGAAAUGGAGGCUGGCGGUGAUCAUGAUGAUAUCUGGAAGAAGGGUGACAGGUUGGCCGAGAUAUUGUACGAUGUUGUAUCGGGUUUGAUGUGA
Messenger RNA from Podospora pseudocomata, 1146 nucleotides. RefSeq lists its product as uncharacterized. The coding region runs from base 1 to 1146 and encodes 381 amino acids. The transcript has a single exon. Lineage: Eukaryota; Fungi; Ascomycota; Sordariomycetes; Sordariales; Podosporaceae. Gene Ontology annotation, molecular function: lipase activity; arylformamidase activity. The record is from RefSeq and is a predicted model, not a curated record.